Vicia villosa (hairy vetch) is the source of this 2148-nucleotide messenger RNA. Its product is annotated as protein WHAT'S THIS FACTOR 1 homolog, chloroplastic. Bases 68 to 1237 code for a protein of 389 amino acids. Lineage: Eukaryota; Viridiplantae; Streptophyta; Magnoliopsida; Fabales; Fabaceae. The record is from RefSeq and is a predicted model, not a curated record. The transcript has 2 exons. Gene Ontology annotation, molecular function: RNA binding.
CAAACCCAUUUUAAAUGAGUUUCACAACACCUACAGGCUACAGCACAGUACGUACUAUCUCUCUCCGAUGCUUCGCCGCAAUGUCCCGCCCCGCACCACAAUCCCGCCCCGCACCACAAUCAUCUCAACCAUCCGCCAAAAAUCAAGCGGCGGAAGACGACCAAAGAAAAAAACCUACCACCGAGUCCCCGAACUCGACAGAGUAAUGGAGCUUCGCAAGAAACCCAUAACAAUCCUCGAACUCAAAACCCUAAUCCAAUCCCAACCAAAAAACAGCCCUCUCUUCCUCCGUGACCUCGAGAAAAACGUCGGCUUUGUUCGCAAAUGGGACUUCAUGACCCUCAUCGAAAAACACCCCACCAUUUUCCGCGUAACUGGGUCUCCCCCUUUCGUUCAUUUCACCGAUAAGGCCCAUCGAGUGGCCCAAGAAGAAGCCCGGGCCCGGAUUCUGAUGGAGCCGGUUUUGGUUAAUAAUCUUAGGAAGAUGCUUAUGCUUUGUGUUGAGAAUAGGAUUCCUCUUGAAACGGUUGAGUUUGUUGGACCUGAGAUGGGUUUGCCUUGUGAUUUUAAGGGAUGUUUGAUUGAUAAGUAUCCUCAGUUUUUUUCUGUUAGGGCUUUCAAUGGAAGGGAUUAUGUUUAUUUGGAGGAUUGGGAUUCUACUUUGGCUGUUACUGCUAGAGAAACUAGGUUGGCACAAGAAGGAGUUGUUGUGAACAUGAAACCAAGCGAGGAUAAGAAGAAGGUGAAGAUUUCAAAAGAUGGGAACUAUGCUGGUCCAUUUGCAUUCAAAGUGAACUUUCCUACUGGUUUUAGGCCAAAUGUUAAUUUCCUUGAACAGUUUGAACGGUGGCAGAAAUUGGAGUUUCCUUCUCCUUAUUUAAAUGCAAGAAGGUUUGAUGCCGCAGAUCCGAAAACUCGAAAACGGGCCUUGGGAGUGAUUCAUGAGCUUCUCAGCUUGACCAUGGAGAGGAGGAUGACAUCUGCCCAACUGGAUGCAUUUCAUGCAGAGUGUUUCUUGCCGUCGCAAUUGCUGCUUUGCUUAAUAAAGCAUCAUGGGAUAUUUUACCUCACUAAUAAAGGUGUAAGGAGUACGGUUUUCCUCAAGGAUGCGUAUGUUGGUUCUAACUUGAUUGAUAAGUGUCCUUUAUUGCAAUUUAAUGAUAAAUUUGUGGCACUCUGUGGUAGAGGAAAUGUUGAUUUGUGUGACAUCAAGAGUUCUUUACAAGCUGUUGUUUAGAAGUUGAAUAUUCUGGAGUCUGUCAGUUUCUCUCCCUGUGUAACGGAUGGAUGAUCGCAAUCCAAGCUCAUGCGCCUCAUACUUUCACAGAAUUUCUUAUUGGAUUGGAUCAUUUUAAUUGUGCGCACCUUACAAGCGUCAAGAUCAAGGUGUUGUAGAAAAGUGUAUCUUGUCAAAUUAUGAACCUUGCGGUAUCUUUGGCUCAUUUAGUUGACAAUUUGCUCUGCUAAUCCAAUGUGUAUAUUUGCUCUCGAGUAACAUCUCUCAGAUCACUCUCAGAGUGAUUAAAAAACGGCACGUGUGAAAUGAGGUUUGAAUAGAGACUUUGGCACUAUAUGGACCCUUCGACAAGAUCUUACCUACAAUGUGCUCCUCUUAAUGCAUACAUGGGUGACAAGUUAAGGACAUGUAAUCACUUAAAGAGAAGCCGUCAGAGUUUUGGUGCAGUAGUUUUUCUGAAUGCUUUUCCCACUCGUUCGAGCAAAUGUUCUUACCAGGAAAAACUUAGGCAUCACUGAAUGUUUUGGUUCAGAAAUUGUUCUUGAUAAAAAAUAUUCAGCCUCAAAAAGGAAUUUCAACUUUCAACAAAAGGUUAUUAUGCUGACUUGGGGGUGUACAGAACCUGUCCCAGCCUGCAGACCCGUUAGGUCUGACCCGAAUCUGGAAAAAAGCUUCUAAAUUAGCAGGAAGGGACGCGGACGGGUCCGGGUUGACACUUGGGUCACCUAGUCUCUACCAUUUGUUAGUGAGGACUAGGGUUGUUUUUUACUUACCAAGUAUUAAGGAAACACUAGACAUCAAUGUAUUGCUCGUCAAAAUACUCCAUUGUUCAAAUUUAAACUUAGUCACUCUGGUAUUUAUUCUAAUUUAUUUUUGCUCAUGAAAUGGCUUUAUUUGCUGAGUUGGUUUCA